AUGGCAAACACCGACGGGACCGCGAACUGCGCACGAGCCUACCAAAUAAUUAAUAUGCCUCCGCUGCAGCCUUCGGAGGUCACGGCGUGGUUUACGCUCCUGGAAAUACAGUUCGAGGACAUGGAUCUUACGGACGACAAGCGAAAGUUCGUGACCCUCGCCAGGUGCCUCGGCGGUCGGUACAUGUCGCAUAUCGAGGACGUGAGGAAGAGGAUACCAGAGGCGGAACAAUACGAUAAAUUAAAAAGCACGAUCAUUCAAGAGUUGGCUGAUACAGCCAGCACGAAGACACGCAAACUGCUGAUUUUCGAAGAGAUGGGCGACCAAAAGCCGUCCCAACUCUAUCAACACCUAAGAAGAUUAGCCGGUUCCUCCACGCCGGACGAAUUCCUCCUCACACUCUGGAGGGAGCGACUCCCGGAAUACAUAGACACCGCCCUGGCCGCGGUGGACGAAACGGACGCAGAAAAGUUGACGCGAGCAGCCGAUCGAAUUUACGAGACACACUCGUUGAGGAGACAGAGGGUCGCCGUUAUCGAGACAGAGAGAACCGGAGACGAACGGCGAGAUCGCCCCUCAGAAUCGACAGACGACGACAGGCUCUCCAGAAUAGAGGCACAAAUCGAGGCACUGCGCCUCGACCGGCGCCGCUACCAACGGCUAAACACGAGACGGUACGGACCGCGCCCGAGAGAAGAGCCACAGGACUCCGGUCUUUGUUACUACCAUGCGACGUUCCGAGCGCGGGCGAAGAAGUGCCGUCCACCAUGCACAUGGAUGCAGGGAAACGAAACCGGCCGUCCGUAA
This is a messenger RNA of Bombus impatiens (common eastern bumble bee), 807 nucleotides long. RefSeq lists its product as uncharacterized. NCBI's taxonomy places the organism in Eukaryota, Metazoa, Arthropoda, Insecta, Hymenoptera, Apidae. The record is from RefSeq and is a predicted model, not a curated record. The coding region runs from base 1 to 807 and encodes 268 amino acids. The transcript has a single exon.